GUCUGCCUGCUCAUAGUGCAGCCAAAAGCCUCCAGGAAUUUGAAAAACAGACAUCAGGGUUGUGUUUUAGCUGCAGGAUGGGCUCCAAAAGCUCCAGCUUGAACAAAAUCCCAAACGCACAGGAGCUCAUGCAGGAAACUGGCUUCUCCGCUGCUCACAUCCUCCGUCUGUACGAGAGGUUUGAGUUUCUGGACGUAGACCAGAGGGGAGAGCUCAGGCCUGAGGAUUUCGGAGCAAUUCGGGAGUUACCCAUGAACCCCAUCGGAGACAGAAUCAUCAGUGCCUUUUUCUCUCCAGGAAAGGAAACGGUGGACUUUGCCUCCUUUGUUCGGAUUCUGGCUCAUUUUCAUCCCACAGAAACAAGCCGAUCCAGAGACGGAGUACAGCCGGAGCCGGCCAACAGCAGGACCAGGAAACUCAAAUUUGCUUUCCAGUUGUAUGAUCAGGACAGAGAUGGAAAGAUUUCGCGAGAAGAGCUUCUUCAGGUGCUGCGGACGAUGCUGGAGAUGCAGGUAACGGAGGAGCAGCUGCAGAGCAUCGCCGAGCGAGCCAUCCAGGAAGCCGACCUGGACCAAGAUGACGCCAUCUCCUUCGACGAGUUCAGAAAGUCACUGGAGAAAGUGGACAUCGAUCACAAGAUGAGCAUUCGCUUCCUGAGUUAAAGACACGGCAUCAGUCAUCUUGUUGUCUUUCUAAAUCCUGCUAGAGGAGA
Molecule: messenger RNA, 712 nt
Organism: Sander lucioperca (pikeperch)
Lineage: Eukaryota; Metazoa; Chordata; Actinopteri; Perciformes; Percidae
Product: calcineurin B homologous protein 1-like
Exons: 8
Coding region: 78-662 (194 amino acids)
Molecular function (GO): calcium ion binding
Source: RefSeq, a predicted model, not a curated record